UCUCAUGACGAUUAAAAACAGACAAUCGAAGAGCCAAAAAAACAAAAAAAAAGCGGUCACGACUCACAUCUCUCUCUCUCUCAUCUACAUUUCUGUACUGCUCGCUCCAUCAUAUGUAGAAAGAAAAAGCAAAACCCUAAACCGAACCACGUCCUUGAUCUCUAGAGAGAGAGAGAUGGUCUCGAAAUCAGCUCUCUGUGCGUUGAUUGUUGUACUGUUCUGUUCUUUUCCCGUCCAUGGCGGUGACAUAGUUCACCAGGACGAUAAAGCCCCUAAGAGGCCUGGCUGCGACAAUGACUUUGUUCUGGUGAAAGUUCCAAUUUAUAUUGAGGGUAAUGAAGUGAAUGAAUUUGUCGGCGUUGGUGCUCGCUUUGGCCCUACUUUGGAAUCCAAGGAGAAGCAUGCCAACCAAACUAGGCUUGCCCUUGCAGAUCCACCACAUUGUUGUAGUGCACCAAAAACCAAGCUUACAGGUGAGGUCAUCCUUGUGCACCGGGGUAACUGUAGCUUCACGGCCAAGGCAAAUGUCGCAGAAGCUGCUGGUGCUUCAGCCAUCCUCAUCAUAAACAACCGUGCAGAACUUUUCAAAAUGGUAUGUGAGGCCAAUGAAACUGAUGUAGAUAUAGGCAUACCCGCUGUCAUGCUCCCACAAGAUGCUGGUAUAAGCUUGGAAGAAAGUUUGAACAACAAAUCCAUUGUUUCGGUGCAGCUGUACUCUCCAAAGCGCCCCUCAGUUGACGUAGCUGAAGUAUUUUUGUGGCUUAUGGCAGUUGGGACCAUCUUAUGUGCUUCUUAUUGGUCUGCGUGGAGUGCCAGAGAAGCAGCUAUUGAGCAAGACAAGCUCUUAAAGGACGCUUCAGAAGAUUUCAGCAUGGAAACCACGGGUUCUAGCAAUGUGGUCAACAUCAGCACGACAUCAGCAAUUCUCUUUGUUUUGAUUGCUUCAUGUUUCUUGUUCAUGCUUUACAAGCUAAUGUCAUUCUGGUUUAUUGAGGUUCUGGUGGUUCUGUUUGCUAUCGGUGGAGCAGAGGGUUUGCAAACUUGCUUGGUGGCUCUGUUGUCUAGUUUCAGAUGGUUUGAACGUGCUGCGGAUACAUUUGUUAAAGUACCUCUCCUUGGAGCUGUCUCAUAUCUAACGCUAGCUGUAUCUCCAUUCUGCAUAGCGUUUGCUGUUGUUUGGGCCGUUUUUCGCCGUGUCUCGAUUGCUUGGAUUGGACAAGAUAUCCUUGGUAUUGCUUUGAUAAUCACAGUUCUCCAGAUUAUACGUGUUCCUAAUCUGAAGGUUGGAACAGUUCUUCUCAGUUGUGCUUUCUUGUAUGACAUUUUUUGGGUAUUUGUUUCUAAAUGGUGGUUCAAAGAGAGUGUGAUGAUCGUGGUUGCUCGGGGUGAUAAGAGUGGGGAAGAUGGCAUACCCAUGUUGCUGAAGAUACCUCGGAUGUUUGAUCCUUGGGGUGGCUACAGUAUCAUUGGAUUUGGUGAUAUUAUCUUACCAGGACUUCUCAUAGCAUUUUCACUAAGGUACGAUUGGCUGUCAAAGAAGAAUCUUAGGGCUGGAUACUUCUUAUGGGCAAUGAUUGCUUAUGGGUUAGGUCUUCUCAUCACAUACGUGGCUCUGAACUUAAUGGACGGGCAUGGCCAACCAGCUCUACUUUACAUUGUUCCUUUCACUCUAGGCACAUUUUUGACUUUGGGAAGAAAGAGAGAGGAUCUCAAGAAUCUGUGGACGAGAGGAGAACCAGAAAGACCAUGUCCGCAUAACCAGCUACAACCCUCACAGUAGAGAUUCUCACCGUACCUUGUAAAAUAGUACUAUUCCACUAUAAUAGUAUACUAAGACCAGUUAGAUUACUCGUGUCUUUUAGAAAAAAAAAAGUUUAAAUUUUUAAUUUUCGUUCUAAAUUUAGGUCAACGCGAUGUUUUGUUGAUGAUCAGAAGAAGUGAAAUCUGUAUGUAUUUCUCCAAGGCUUCAAGUAUCUGCAAUAUAGGCAUGCAGACUUGGGAUUUAUUGUAAAGCUUAUAUAAACAAGCUGAGGCUAACGCUGAGGCUCUUUUAAGUUGUGUUUGGAUCUUGAA
Rhododendron vialii is the source of this 2073-nucleotide messenger RNA. RefSeq names its product signal peptide peptidase-like 4. The transcript is spliced from 14 exons. NCBI's taxonomy places the organism in Eukaryota, Viridiplantae, Streptophyta, Magnoliopsida, Ericales, Ericaceae. The record is from RefSeq and is a predicted model, not a curated record. Gene Ontology annotation, biological process: membrane protein proteolysis. The coding region runs from base 5 to 1780 and encodes 591 amino acids. Gene Ontology annotation, molecular function: aspartic endopeptidase activity, intramembrane cleaving. Gene Ontology annotation, cellular component: Golgi-associated vesicle membrane; cytoplasmic side of endoplasmic reticulum membrane; lumenal side of endoplasmic reticulum membrane.